AUGAUAUCGAUCGCCAGCUGGGAUGGUCUUCAUUCAGGGUUCGUUCACUCACCUCUGGUUGUAGAACGAGGUCAUGGAUCUCCUCUCCGGGCCAGGAACCGACGACAAGUUUGCAUCAGCCCGGAGACCGCAACUAAUAGAGAUGGCAGAGGUCCCGACAUCAUUUCCAAGACCGCAAGUACCUCAAGCCCAGCCUCACCACGGCUGCCAAUACGUCGCUGCACCUUGGCCCACAUUGCCGAGGCGGUGGGCUAUGCAGCUCGCUAUUUAAUAUCAAGUCGCUUGAGGCUAAGACGCCGGCCUUGGAUGUUUGGCGAAUUCCUCCGCGGACUAACAAUAGACUACAAAUUAACGAGAGCCAUUAGCGAGGUUGCCUUUAUUACCAUCAGCUUUGAAUAUUCAUCGGAGGUCCAAGGUGCCGUGCUCCUCGAGUGA
Molecule: messenger RNA, 435 nt
Organism: Nezara viridula (southern green stink bug)
Lineage: Eukaryota; Metazoa; Arthropoda; Insecta; Hemiptera; Pentatomidae
Source: the annotation of a GenBank genome assembly